GAACUACUCUCAUAUCCUCCACGCUACGUCCGUGACCACACCCAUCACUUUUUUUUUUCUUGGUAAACGACCACACCAUCACUUUAUAUUCAAUUCAAUAAAACAAACCUCAUACUAUAGCACAACUUUAAUACCAUAAUAAUAACAUCCUAUGGAUUAAAGUAAAAACAUAAUACCAACAAUAAAUUGGUGUAAAUAACUAUGGUCAGUUGAAUUGAUGUUAGAAUUUAACCUCGAACUAGAUUAAGCGAUCCAUUUGACCGAAUACCAGUGGUGAAAACCAAAUUUUUUUGUUGUUGUAAAUAUUCUUAAACAAAAAAGAAUCCACGUAUAUGUGCCGAACAAGGUUCCCCACAAAUAUUGUUGUUUAGAAAAAUACAGAAACAACCAAAAUUUUACUGUGAUUGAAGCCUAAAAAGGUGUACUAAAUAGUCAGAGUUUCACAAGUCAGUUUCAAUUACAUCUCCAGUAUCAGAAAAUACAUAGAAAACAAAAAUUUAGCAGUAGUAGAAGAAGAAAUAUCAAAGCUUGUGUCUCUAUCUAUCUCCCUCACUUUUUCAGUGCCUUUUCUUUCAUCUUACUCAUUCAACCCAACACCACCAUCAUCAUCAUCACUUAACAACCAACCAUUCAUUCUUAGUCACAUCCUUUUCUUAACACUGUCUCUUGCUCCUUCAUCAUUUCCUCCAUUCAUCUAUCUUUUGCUUCUCAGUUAGUUAUUCAAGAGAUUUUCAUUAUUGGAUAGGAAGUUUCAUACCUAAUUUUUAGGCCUUGGUGCUGAGAAUUAGUAUUGUUUAGAACUUUAAUCUUGAUCAAUUUUGGAUUAAGAAGGUUGCAUAGUAAAGACUAAUUGUUCAAAUUUUAAUUUUGGAACAAUAUGUCUGAGAGGAAAUUGAACAUCAAUGCUCCUCUAAUGUCCGUGAGACGAAAUUCAGCUACGUCGCCUUCUUUAACCGAAUCAAAGAGGAAGAUAUUAGAGAAACGCCACACACUUGCGAGUUACAAAUCAGACAUGUCAUUGGAUCAAGUAACAGAACCUGUUGCAGUGCCUUUCAAUUGGGAGCAUAUACCUGGAAGAUGCAAAGGUAAUAGUGGAUCUGAACUACCUCAAAUUCCUCUUAAGUACCACCCUCCAAUUCCUAGGCUUCCUCCUGGAAAAUCGAGCAAAUCUGCUAAACAACCGAUGGAAAAGGAAUCCAAUGUUGCAAAUAAGUUCACUUCCUUAAACAAAUCAAAGUCUUUUAGCGGCAAUGCGGUUAAAACAGAUUGUGAUAGAGAAAGAGAAAGAGAAAAAGAAUCUGAGAAAAGAAUUGAGAGUAGAAGGUCUAAUGCAAAGAAAGAUGGCGCGGAGGAAGAGAACUAUGAUGCAUUUUCAGAUGCAGUUGAAUCGUUGUCACAUUUAACAGAAUCAUUUUCUAUGAACUGUAGUGUGAGUGGUGUAAGUGGAUUAGAUAAUUUGGAAGUUAAGAAGUUUGGAACAUUUUCUACUGAUCAACAAACAAGAGACUUCAUGAUGAACCGUUUUUUGCCGGCUGCAAAGGCUAUGACCUUACAACCUUCUCAGUAUUCUUCGAAAAAGCAAUCUGUGUUAGUGGAGCAACAACCUAGAGAUGUUAACAAAUUGAUUCAGAAUGCGAAGAAGCCGUUGGUAACUGAUAUUGUACCGUAUAACGGUAUAUGUCAAGAGGAAGAAAGUGAAGAUGAAGAUGGAGGCAAUGUUUAUGACGAUAAUAACAAUUCUGAUAAUGUCUUAGGUAAAGGAUGUGGUUUGUUACCUCAUUUACAUAUGAGGAAUUCAUUGUCUAUGUUACAUCCUGUGGCUGGGACGAAAGUGAAGGCCUUGCCUUCUUCUGCUUGUGAAGUUGUAAAACCAAACAAAAGAUCGAAUAUUCGAUCUUUUAGUCCAAUUCCAGCUGUAAAGAAGGCUUGGGAAGCAAUUCAUAGGAACAAGUCAAGCAAUGGAGCUGCAUCACCUGAUAUGCAGGAAGGAAAGAAGAAAUUAAGCAGUGAAUCAAAAAGAUUUGCUUAUUCAGGUGAGUUGCUACCAGGUAGGCUCUCACCCUUCCGGCGUUCAAGAGCUGCCGCUACCGGCAUAUCUCCUAGUAGAAGUAAACCUCAAUCUCCCUUCCGCGGCGCAAAGUUGCCCGGUGAUUCUAAAGAGACUGGAAACAAUUACUCUGGCAACUUGAAAUUCCAUAGCAGCACUGGACUUGGAAAAAUUCAAGGAGUUCCACAUCAAGGAGCCAAAAGAGGUUCGUUUUCAGGAAGUUUGGCAAUGGAAAAGACAUUGUACAUAGAUAAUUCAAGUACUGUCAAAUUAUCAUCUUCAAAUUUAAGUUCUGUAGAUAACAAAAGGAGGAUAGAUACUAUGAUUACAGACUUUGACAAAAUACGAGGGAAAGAAAGAAAUUCUAGCAUCGAAACUUCUCAAGAUAUAAAACAUGUACAAGCUUUAGAUUUUGAAGAAAAAGUCACAUUGGAUUUUGAUGUGUUAAGAUCUUUAGGUGGCAAUUCUUCAACUUUAUCUGGUAUGCUACAUCAUAUAGCCAAAGAAUAUGAUGAUGAAGUAUCGAAAACCGAUCAAGAUAUUAAGCGCGGACUCGCGUCGUUGCAACCUGUGCAAGGGAAAAUUUCUGAAGAUUCAGAUACCAACAAAAAGCAAAUUGUGUUAGCUAAUAGUUCUCCACUUCCACCACCAUUGCCGAAAUCGCCUUCUGAGUCUUGGCUUUGGCGCGCACUUCCUAUAGCAUCAUUUAAGAAUUCUUUCUUGCAUUCGAAUCAAUCUCAUGCUAAAAGAAAUGAUUCUAACACAACAUCAAGCAAUGUCAAGUGGGAAACUAUUGUGAAAACUUCCAAUUUGAAUCAUGAUCAUGUUUGUUUUUCUCAGGAACUACCGACGCGUAAAUCACAGCAUUCAAAAUAUUAGAGAUGAAGUUGAGUGACUUUGCCAUCAAGUUAUGGUCCAAGCUUUUGUCUCAUUUGUUUUUUCACCAUGCUUAUGGUAAGUAAAAAAAAAUGGCAUGAUUGAUUACAUUUUUACAUUUUUCAUGCUUUAUUGAUUGUUUUCUUUUUGAUACUCACAAAGAAGACUCAGAAGCUUAUGUCCAAGUAUGUAAAACAGAUUAUUCUGAAUUGAAAUGAAAUUUGAAAUUCUCAUGUUGAUAAA
Molecule: messenger RNA, 3166 nt
Organism: Trifolium pratense (red clover)
Lineage: Eukaryota; Viridiplantae; Streptophyta; Magnoliopsida; Fabales; Fabaceae
Exons: 4
Coding region: 878-2926 (682 amino acids)
Source: RefSeq, a predicted model, not a curated record